Messenger RNA from Aspergillus lentulus, 993 nucleotides. The record is from RefSeq and is a predicted model, not a curated record. Lineage: Eukaryota; Fungi; Ascomycota; Eurotiomycetes; Eurotiales; Aspergillaceae.
AUGGCUAUAGAAUUUACCCAAGACCAACUAGACGAGAUCUACGCCUUUGCAAUCGAUCUCGGUCGUAAGGCCGGCGACCUUCUCCUCGAGCGCAUCGACAAGCAGAUCUCAAGCGAUGGCGAGACCGCAUACGCAUACACAGAGAAGGACAACGCGGUUGAUAUUGUCACGCAAACUGACGAGGACGUGGAAACCUUCGUCAGAACAGCCAUUCAAACCAGAUACCCCGAGCACAAAUUCCUCGGCGAAGAAACCUACGCACAGGGUCAAUCCCGCUCGUAUCUAAUCGACGCACAUCCAACAUGGUGCAUCGAUCCUCUAGACGGAACCGUCAACUUCACCCACCUCUUCCCCAUGUUCUGCGUCUCGAUUGGGUUUAUUGUGGCUCAUCGCCCAGUCAUCGGUGUCAUCUACGCACCCGCCACGAACCAGCUCUUCUCCUCCUGUGUCAACCGCGGCGCCUGGUUAAAUGACCCCCGCGGCUCGCGCCGUCUGCCGCUACGCCGUAACCCCAUCCCCCCGAUGCCGGCCUCUGCGCCGAGGGGGUGUAUUUUUGCGUGUGAGUGGGGUAAGGAUAGGCGAGAUAUCCCUGGGGGAAACCUGUCGCGCAAGGUUGAGAGUUUUGUGAAUAUGGCUGCUGAUAGUGGGGGGAUGGUGCAUGGAGUAAGGAGUCUGGGAAGUGCGGCGUUGGAUCUGGCGUAUACGGCUAUGGGGGCGGUGGAUAUUUGGUGGGAGGGGGGUUGUUGGGAGUGGGAUGUAGCUGCUGGUAUUGCGAUUCUGCGUGAAGCCGGGGGGCUGGCCACGACGGCGAAUCCGCCUGCGAACCCCGAGACGGAUUUGAUAGAGGAGGCGCGAUUGGGGAGUCGGCUGUAUCUGGCUAUUCGGCCGGCUGGGCCGUCCGAAACCGAGACGGGGAGACAGACGCAGGAGAGGACAGUGAGGGAGGUGUGGAAGCGAGUGAGGGAGUUGGAUUAUAUGCGACCUGGUGCAUAG